AUGUUCUUUCUCUUAGAAACUCAUGUGAGUGGCGCUCGAGGCAACCAAAUUAGGGGCAAGAUUGGCUUUGACAGGUCCUUUCUAGUGGAUGCAGUGGGUCAUGCUGGCGGAAUAUGGUGUCUCUGGGAUUCUUCUGUUUGGAGUGUGGAUGUGCUAGAGCAUGAUAAACAGUUCGUACACCUAAAAGUCUCUAGUAAUAACUCCAAUCCUUGGCUUAUUACUGCUAUUUAUGGUAGCCCCCAGUGGGCAACAAGAAGAACAUUAUGCCAAUCUCUUAAAUUAUAUGCUGCUAACGUUAACCUCCCCUGGUGUCUGGUGGGUGACUUUAAUGCUAUGUUACACAACCAUAAGAAAAGUGGUGGAGCGCUGAGUAACAAUCAUUGUGCAUGUAAAGAGUUUCAGGAGUGUGUUGUAGCUUGUGGCCUGAUUGAUUUCGGGUUUGCGGCAUGGCCAUACACUUGGAAGAGGGGCAAUCUUGUUGAGAGCGAGCAGAAUAGAGGAAGAAGGCUGUUCCGCUUCCUUGCGGCAUGGAUCACGCACCCUGACUUUGGAAAUGCUGUUGGUGCGUCUUGGAAUAAUCAGGGCUCUUGGGCUGAAGGCAUAGUAAACUUUAAUAAUAGGAUCAAGGAGUGGAACAAGUCGUUAUUCAGUGACAUCUUCAGACGAAAGCAUAGAAUUCUCAGAAGACUCCAAGGAUUUAACUCUAGUUUGGGGCACUCUCAUAACUCCUAUCUUGAUAAGCUUCAAAAAGAGCUGUGGGUGGAGUAUGAACAGAUUCUCCUUCAAGAAGAAUUUCUCUGGUUCCAAAAAGCUAGAAGUAAGUGGAUCAAUUUUGGGGAUCGUAACACUAAAUUCUUCCAUGGCUCCACUAUGGUUAGAAGAUGCAGAAACAAAAUAGUUUCCCUCCAGAAUGACACCAGUGACUGGAUAACUGAGAAGGUUACGCUUGAACAUAUGGCCACUUCCUUUUUCUAUAAUCUCUACACAGACAACACAAACCAUACUCCCUUUAUUCUGAAGAACAUGUUUCCUACUAUGAAUAGCUCAGACAACAACAGCUUAGGACGUAACGUGACAGAUGAGGAGAUCAAGGAUGCGAUGUUCAACAUUGGUAGUUGGAAGGCCCCCGGCAAAGACGGACUUCAAGCUAUCUUCUACCAAAGUGAGUGGAACAAAACUGGCAGUGACGUAUGCAAUCUGACUAAAAACAUUUUUCAGCACCCGGAUAAGGUUGAAGAGGAGGUUGAGAAGUGUCAUGAACAAGUUGGUUAUGCCUAA
Molecule: messenger RNA, 1278 nt
Organism: Arachis stenosperma
Lineage: Eukaryota; Viridiplantae; Streptophyta; Magnoliopsida; Fabales; Fabaceae
Exons: 3
Coding region: 1-1278 (425 amino acids)
Source: RefSeq, a predicted model, not a curated record